AUGGCGUCUGAAGGAAACCAAUACGAUCCUCGUCAGUUCGAUACGAGGAUGAAUGCAGUUGACGAAGGAGCGGAUACAUUCUACACGACGUACGACGAAGUCUGCGAUAGCUUUGAUGCAAUGGAAUUGAAAUCGGAUCUUCUUAGGGGUAUUUAUGCGUACGGUUUUGAGAAGCCUUCUGCGAUUCAGCAGAGAGGGAUUAUUCCAUUCUGCAAGGGUCUUGAUGUGAUCCAGCAAGCUCAAUCUGGAACUGGAAAAACCGCUACCUUUUGCUCUGGAGUUUUGCAGCAGCUUGAUUACACUCUUGUUCAGUGCCAAGCUCUGGUUUUGGCUCCUACAAGAGAACUCGCUCAGCAAAUCGAAAAGGUUAUGAGGGCACUCGGUGACUUCCUCGGGGUCAAGGUUCACGCCUGUGUUGGCGGGACAAGUGUGCGUGAGGAUCAACGCAUUCUUCAGUCUGGUGUUCAUGUUGUUGUUGGUACCCCUGGUCGUGUCUUUGACAUGUUGCGUAGACAAUCUCUCCGCUCUGAUGCCAUCAGAAUGUUUGUUCUCGAUGAAGCUGAUGAAAUGCUCUCUCGUGGUUUCAAGGACCAGAUAUACGACAUCUUCCAGCUUCUUCCUGGAAAGGUUCAGGUUGGUGUUUUCUCUGCCACAAUGCCACCUGAAGCCCUUGAGAUCACAAAGAGGUUCAUGAACAAACCGGUCAGGAUUCUGGUGAAGCGAGACGAGCUGACUCUUGAAGGUAUCAAGCAGUUUUAUGUCAAUGUUGAGAAAGAAGAGUGGAAGCUAGAGACUCUGUGCGAUCUCUACGAGACUCUUGCCAUCACGCAAAGCGUCAUCUUUGUGAACACAAGGCGUAAGGUUGAUUGGCUAACAGACAAAAUGAGAAGCCGUGACCACACUGUCUCGGCCACACACGGUGACAUGGAUCAGAACACAAGAGACAUCAUCAUGCGCGAAUUCCGCUCUGGAUCUUCCCGUGUCCUCAUUACCACUGACCUCCUUGCUCGUGGUAUCGAUGUUCAGCAAGUCUCUCUGGUCAUAAACUUUGACCUACCAACGCAACCUGAGAAUUACCUUCACCGUAUUGGAAGAAGUGGAAGGUUUGGAAGAAAAGGAGUCGCGAUCAACUUUUUGACAAAAGACGAUGAGAGGAUGUUGUCUGACAUUCAGAACUUCUACAAUGUGGUCGUUCAGGAGUUGCCAAACAAUAUUGCUGAUCUUCUCUAA
Messenger RNA from Arabis nemorensis, 1230 nucleotides. NCBI's taxonomy places the organism in Eukaryota, Viridiplantae, Streptophyta, Magnoliopsida, Brassicales, Brassicaceae. The record is from the annotation of a GenBank genome assembly.